Molecule: messenger RNA, 6309 nt
Organism: Dendroctonus ponderosae (mountain pine beetle)
Lineage: Eukaryota; Metazoa; Arthropoda; Insecta; Coleoptera; Curculionidae
Exons: 5
Coding region: 5122-6261 (379 amino acids)
Biological process (GO): sensory perception of taste
Cellular component (GO): neuronal cell body; dendrite; membrane
Source: RefSeq, a predicted model, not a curated record
CACAGCGAGUUUCACUACAAUCUAUCGUACCAUUCUCCGGAUAUUGUCGUAUUGAUAUUGAUAAUGUCGGUGUAGUCGAGUGUAGACUGUGCUACGAAGUGGAAAUGUGCGAUAGAUACUUAAACAUUGUUAGUGGCGAGUUAUUCGAGAAAUUUUAAAACCUUUUUAUUGUGCAACUAUCGGGUUUGCGCUAUAAGUGACAUGAAUGCCGGAAGCUCACAGGAAUCGGAGUCAGACCCGGCCUCCCACGACGGGUAUUUUCUCAGGCCCUGGAAGGAUUGGACACAAUGCUGAUUGAGGGCUUGAAAACGAUCACCAGUGAGGCUUUCACGCUUAAGUAAACGAAGGAAUCACUAAUAGUGUACUGCAGCACCAUCCUGGACUGGGCGACGGUAAAACGGUCCCUGAAGGAGAAUAAGAGCCAGUACCAUACCUACGCCCCCUCGACGGAAAAAACACACGCGUUCGUCCUGAGGGGGUUAGACGGGAAAGUCGAACCGCGUGCGAUUAAGUAGGAUCUGGCGGACAAAGGGCUGGUGGUGAAGAGUGUCUUCAAAAUGAAGACUGUUCAGGCCGCUCUACUUCGUCGUCACCGACGACAAAGCUGAACCUCACUCACCUCAAAGUCGUCACCUCAAAACUGAAGCUCAUUCCGAAAGCUGAACGCCGAGGCGAGGGUGGUGUGCAGGGUUAGGGUUUCAUGGGAAACCCGCAAGAACCGGAGGACUCUCACGCAGUGUCGUCGGUGCCAGGGCUGGGGCCAUGUCUCCGGAAACUGCCGCCGGUAAUUCAAAUGCUCUCGAUGCGCCGGGGGGCAUGAAAUCACCGCCUGCCCCGCUGGAUCAGUCCUAAAAUGCGCCAACUGCGGUGGGCCUCAUCGCAGCUUUGACGAGGCCUGCCCAGUCUACCUGUUCAAGCAGGCGCAAGUCCAUACGGAGAGGCGGCGUUUCGUCCCUGCUCCUCUUCCAACGAAGCCAGCCUGGGGUCAAAACAGCCGAGCACCUGGUCCGAUCCACCCUCCACCCCUAACCAGCAGGACCAUAGCGCCAAGUCACGCCAACAGGACCAUGCUGCCCCCGCCACCGCCUUCACUAACGGAGUUUCCUCCGCUGAGGCAGCACAAAGCUGUCCCGACGAGCUCUGCCCACCCAGCCCAUGAUAUAAAUGGGAACGCGGUGGCCAUGCUGGACAGUGUCCAGCGGGAAUUCGCCGAGCUGUCGACGUAGAUCAACUUGCAGGAGGUAAUAAAAGCGGUUCGUUUUGAUAGCGCUGCAUUGAGGGGUUGCGCCUCGAAGACGGACAAAUUCCUAGUCUCAGCGCAGUUCUUCAAUGAAGAUAUCAACAGCUUCGAUUUUUUAUUGAUAUUGUUAACUGUGUCCUAUGAGGAUUGGGGAAUGGAACUCAUGUGGACUCCGGAGUCGUCUCGGCGAGUUCGAGCAGUUCCUCGCGUCUGAGGACGUCGAUGUGGCGUUAAUCGUGGAAACAUGUUUGCGCCCCGGAGACAGAAUCGGAAUACGGGGGUACAGGCUCGAGCGUGCCGAUAGGCCCGGUCUAAGGGGUGGAGUUGACAUAGCUGUCAGAGCAACGAUCCCAUACAGGAGACUGCCAUGGAGGCAGUCAGUAAUAGGCAACGUAGGCGUAGAGCUUCCUGAUGGUGCUUUGAUCUACUUUGGGUACUCUACUUCUACUCGCUUACAGAACACUGACGUUGAUCCAUUUUUUCAACACCAAUAGGGUGUUGUUUAUGGGAGAUUUCACCGCCCGCCAUCCACUAUUUAAUAACCCUGGACUGAAAAACGCAGCUGGCAAUUUUCUAGCCAGCUACGUUCGCAAGAAUGGCCUACUAUUAUUAAUGCCCACAUCAUCUCCAACGCAUUAUCCGAACCGUGGAAUGAACCCAUCUUUCCUUGACUUCGGAAUAGCCAAAGGACUCGCCAACCUCACGGAGAUGGUGGUUAUAGACGCCCUCGGCAGUGGUCAUUCGCCCAUUUACCUCGACAUUAGGGAUUUAAAGCGCAUACAACCUGACGACUUUUGAUAUUCAUACGAGGAAUUAGAUUUUCGCGAAUAUCGAAACACACUACAAGACCUGACCGGUAUUCCGUACCGGAUCGAUACUGUCGAGACUCUCGAGCUUGCAGUAAAAGAUCUCGCAAAGAAUAUACAACGGACACAACAAGCUUUGGCCAAAAAAUUCCCGAACAGACCGCGGCGUGACAACCUUCCUGAAGAAAUUUUGGACCUAAAAGGCGAAAAAUAAAAUCAGAAAGCGUUGGCAGCGCUUCAGGCAAUCUGCUGAUAGUAUAACGGCAGCAGAGCUUGCACGAGACAUCCAGAGCAAAAUUUCCGCAUGCAGAAAUUUUACCUGGGCAGAAAAAUUGCGAAACUUAUCUCCCCGUGACAAUUAUUUGUGGAAACUGUCGAGAAGCCUACGAAAAGGCUACGAGCAAGCGGAGUUACAUUACCACCAGUGACAAAUGCGAGCUGAUCGCACAUAAAGUCCAACCAGCCCUUCAGGAGAACGAGAUAGAAAGCCAGACCGCUGUUUUUGUAGAACGGAAGUAUCCUAUACCACCCUCUAUUUUGCAUUCCUAUAUAACAACCCCGUCGGAGAUACAAUCGUGUAUUUGGCGACUCCAUAGCCGAAAAGCCCCCGGAUCAGACGACAUCCCUUAUUUACUCCUCAAAAACUUACCGCGGAAAACUAUUGCGCUAAUAGAGCAAAUAGUCAACGCAGUCCUUAAAUUGCAGGACUUCCCACAGAAGUGCAAAACUUCAGACAAAACAGGACUGAAAAACGUUGUAACUACGCAUUACAUUAUUACUGUAGUAAUUCCUGUCUUGAAGCCGGGCAAAACAUCGACUGAUCCCGCCUCUUAUAGGCCAAUUUCCCUCCUAAACUCCCUCGGAAAAUUAACCAAGAAGGUUAUCCUAUCGAGAUUACAGUGUACUAAUACUACGCAAUGCUAAAUCCCGCAUUGUACAUCACCUGAGUUUAUUGACGCCGUGUUUCGACAAAUAGAAACUUAAAGUGAGUCCCAGGAAGACUGAACUUAUUAUCUUCUCUCGCAAAUUCACUAACAAUAAAAUCCGAUCGCCACUCAUGGUCCAAAAUACUCCAAUCAAGCCAGUAAAAGAGGUGAAAUACCUGGGAUUCAAACUAGACGCUCGACUCCGUUUCAACAAGCAUGUUGACUAUGCUAUAUAAAAGACUUGCAUGGCGCGAAGAAAACUGUACUCUCUUCUGGGGCCAAAUUCAUUUCUGUCACCUCAAAACAAACUUCUGCUCUACACCUCCACCAUAAGGCCCAUACUGACUUACGGCUCCCCUAUCUUGCAUUCUGACAGGGGUUCCACGAGACGGCGUGUUCAGUGGACCCAAAAUAGGGCCCUGAGAGGCGUCCUAUCGGCUGACAGAUACGCCAGAAUAACCGAAAUGCAUGAAGCUACAGGAUGGCCUAUAUAGCCGACUAUAUAGAUACCAUCGCUGCUGAAUUUGAUCAUAGCGGAGUGCAAGGCUCAGUCCUUACGCGAAAUAUCACCCAACCCAUGGUCCCCUGUAUAAGCGACUUCCCAUAUUUCAUGAGGAUUUUGUCCCUGGCAGUACGUGACGACAAACAAACAUUGCCUGCCAAAUGCAGACAGUCGUUUYCAGCUGACUGGAAACGCACAAAUCCAACAUAACGUGACUUGGCAGUUUCGUCCUGUCUCGUUCUGGUUGGUGCUGGCUGGUCUUUGCACCGAUUGGGGCGGGGCGGAUGGAUUUCGUCAUCUGGUUGAGACUGCCAGCGGUUAACGCCACGGCUGACAGUAUCAAACUUAAAGGUCAAAGCAAAAGGGGUUUUUGGCUUCCUUUCAGGAAGACCUUUUUUCCUUUAUGAAUGCCCCUCGAAUAAAACCAAACCGCCACUUCAAGACUAUCUCCUGACGUUGUCGUGCGUAUGGCUAGCUCGGGAAUGCCCAUGUUAGGGCACUGCCCAGGUAAUGGACGACUUUUUAGAUGGCGCCUAUUUAGAUCAUGGGCAGAGAGCAACCAGCCGAACAUCUGGCCAGGCAUGGGAGGGUUUCCUGAACUUGACUCUUGUUUUAACUUUGUUUGUGCGUAUAUGAAUGUGAAUGUUUAAUAAAUUUUUAUCUAUAUAUCUAUCUAUCUCCGGAUAUUUAAAAAUAUAAAAAGUUUUUGAAAAACUUUGAUCAUCUAUUGAUUGGCAGAGGAGCCGGCCAUUUUUUGUUAAUAAAAGUUAGGUCAGAUCGUCAGAAUAUCGCAGUACCCUUUUGACCAUGCGCUUACGGGACACCCUGUAUAUGUGGUAACCUUUAAACUUACAUAUCUGAAUAGUAAGCGUCAUGCAUAAUAUUACUUUUGUUACAUUGUUAUUUCAGUUUUUGUCCACAUUGUCCUACCUACUUUUUAAAACAUUUUGAAAGUCUUUAUAUAACGUGUUCACAACGACCCUUUUCAAUUUCUGAGUAACCUAAUUGCAUUGCUAAUAAACUCGAACUUUAUGUUUCAUAAUUAAUUAGUUUAACGUACAUUUGGUUCGCAAUAAACUAAGUGAGCAUUUCCAAUAAUACAUCUACUCGCAGCGAUAGUAACUAAGUGAACUUUAUCAUAUCAAGCAUUAGGAAACAAAUUUGUUUACAAUUCAUGGUUUGCACUUUUGUUAAUUGAAUGAACUUAUUUACUGUCAGUUGUAGUUAUUGAGGCAACUCGUUUUAGGGACAGGGGAGUAUCGAGUGUGAUUCGAAUACGUAAUGUGUUUGCAUUUUUCCGGGUUGCCGUCAUUGAAACAAUUACUUUGUAUAUUUAUUGUUGAUUUAUUAAAGACAUAUUUAAAUAGAUAUCAGCUUUGGAGCAUUAGGUGUCAGACCGAGUACUGAUACGCACCUAGAAUGUUUCUUUAAUCGGUACUAUUCAAUUUUGUAAUGAGUAAAUCAGUCAAAAACCGAUAUAAAUGAAAGUGAUGCAAGUCCAAUCCUGACCUGAAGGCGUAUUACCCACCCAUUAAAUAAACUAAAAAGUAUUGACUGAAUUUAGUGGUCAAUCCUUAUAUACAAUUGAUUUUACUGAAAUACUAUAAACACUGAAUAAAGAUUAGAACGGCCAGAACAAUAUUAAAAAUGGUAUUAAGCUAUAGCAGAAAAAGUUUGAUGUCGGUCCAGUUUAUGUGCAAUGUUUGUGCCAUUUUUGUAGUCGUACCGCUUUUUAGCUUCCAAGAGAAGCGAUUUUUAAGAAGAAAAACCUUUUUAGUUUACUUGUCAUUUGUUGCUGUUAUUAUGAUUGCAUCAGAGCUGGAGACCAUUUACAGUAUUUAUUUAAUACAAGACUUUACAUUGGUCCAUUUGGUGGCUGUGAUGGGCGAAAUUUGCGGCGUUCUGAUUUGGUCUACUGCUUUAUAUCAGACUUGCUUCAAGUGGCAUGUUUGGGAGAGUUUGUUCACAGACAUUCUAAGCUUGGAAGAUGUUGCUCAAUUAAAUACUAUUCGAACAAAAGAACGAAAUGUGCUAAAGAAUCCGAACUUUCAACUUCUACUGAGUUUAAUGAUCAUUAUUGCAUUACUUGUGUAUGAAAGAAUUACAUUCAGAGGAGAAGAAAAGAAAGUAUUUCUGUUCAACACCAGUUAUAUUUACUUCUUCCUCCAUUUCAUACUUUCAACUAUAAUUGGAAAUAUCGCCUUAGUGCUAAAAAACAAAUUUCAUGAUAUUAAUGGCCUACUGUCCAGUUAUGAAGCUGAUCAAUCAACAACUCUUAUUAAAGGAACACAAAAAGUUAAAGAUUUGUACUCAUCGAUGACGGAUGUGGUGGGUCGAUUUAAUGAGCUGUUUGGCCCACAACUUUUUUUGAUGGGUUUGCACUGUUCAUCUCAAAUCUUGCAAUGGAGCGUAUCGUUGGUAUACAGCAUGUUUACAACUAAAGAUGAUAAUGUUAACGAUUAUGCCAGACUGGCUGUUGGAAUCAUUUACAUAUUUCUCAUGUUGAUUUGGUUGGGUAUCACAAUGUUCUGUUGUGAUAUGGCUGUACUGGAGUCCGAAGAAAUUAUAACGAUCUGCUACAGAAUCCAACUAAAAUAUUCAGUGUUUUCUGAAGCCUAUCAAAGUAUCAAAAACUUGCUUUACUUAGUAACUAACACGAAAAUUCGGUUUACUGCAAUGGAUUAUUACGAAAUUAACAGAUCCACUAUGUUUGAUCUUAUCGGUACCACCGCUACGUAUUUUGUAGUACUGAUACAGUUUUACGAUGGUAACAAAAAGACUAGUUAAACUAUUUGGCACUCGGCGAAGAUCUAAUAAAUAUAAUCUUUUGUCUUA